This is a messenger RNA of Camelina sativa (false flax), 1314 nucleotides long. Its product is annotated as putative transcriptional regulatory protein At2g25830. The record is from RefSeq and is a predicted model, not a curated record. Gene Ontology annotation, cellular component: chloroplast. NCBI's taxonomy places the organism in Eukaryota, Viridiplantae, Streptophyta, Magnoliopsida, Brassicales, Brassicaceae.
GCAUAGAAUAAAGGAAAAAUUGCAUCGGACUGGAUUACUCAAAUUCCCUGUCUUCUAAGUCCAUCCAUCCACACUCAAAGACUAUGGCCUCUCAUUGCUCCAUGAGAGCACUCCUACUCAGAUUCUCCAAUGGCGUCUCUUCCAGAUCCAUUCUCAACUCCUCUAACCAUCGUCUUCUUACCAUGACCAACUCUUUCUCCUCUCUUUCCUCAAUCUCCCCUCACACCACUUCGCAUUUCAUAACGCCGCGUCGUCUUCAAUCAGAUGACCAGAACUGUCGCAAGCUUCAAGUCAGAAAGAUUUCGAUUUCUACUCCUCUAUGUAUGGGUCGUCGCUCUUCCAAAAUCGCUGGCCGAAAGGGGGCUCAAGAUUCAAAGAAGGCGAAGCUAUACUGUAGAAUUGGCAAGGAGGUUGUAUCUGCUGUCAAGAAAGGGGGUCCAAACCCAGUUUCAAAUACCACUCUAGCUACUAUACUUGACAAAGCUAAGGAACUUGAUGUACCGAAGGACAUUGUGGAGCGUAAUAUUAAAAGGGCUUCUGAGAAAGGGCAAGAAGCUUUUAUAGAGAAGAUAUACGAGGUAUAUGGCUAUGGUGGAGUUAGUAUGGUAGUCGAGGUCUUAACAGACAAAAUUAAUCGAUCAGUGGCAGCUAUUAGAUCGGUUGUUAAGGAUUAUGGGGGAAAAAUGGCUGAUUCAGGAUCUGUCAUGUUCAAGUUUAGACGAGUUAGGGUAGUGAAUAUUAAGGUCACUGAAGCUGACAAAGAUCAGCUUUUUGUUAUUGCUUUAGAUGCUGGAGCAGAGGAUGUUAUUGAGCCCCCAAUUUAUGAAGAUGAUACUGAUGAAGAUAGGGAAGAAAGGUACUACAAAAUUGUAACUUCAUCUGAGAACUACUCAACGAUACUAUCAAAGCUACGUGAUGAAGGAGUGAACUUCGAGCCUGACAAUGGCUCUGAACUGCUUCCUCUGACAACAGUUGAGGUCGAUGAUGAAGCCAUGGAAUUGAACAAAGAGCUUAUGCAGAAACUACUAGAACUUGAUGACGUUGAUGCUGUUUAUAUCGACCAAAAAUAAAAAGAAUAUAUGUUACAGGAAGCUCCACUUCAAGAUUGGCUAAUUUGAAGCUCACACAAUCUCUGAACUGGUUUUGCUGAACAUAUAUUCUGAAGAAGGAAAUGAUGGUUUUGGUACACACUUACAUUUUACUUUUUCUAGUAUCCAAUCCGAAGCCAUAAAAUCAAAACUGUAAUACCUUACAAAUCCCUAAUAAGUUUUUUUUUUCUCAACCAAGGACUGUUUAUAUAUUUUAUUUAUAAUC